This is a messenger RNA of Cavenderia fasciculata, 942 nucleotides long. RefSeq lists its product as uncharacterized. NCBI's taxonomy places the organism in Eukaryota, Evosea, Eumycetozoa, Acytosteliales, Cavenderiaceae. The transcript is spliced from 3 exons. The record is from RefSeq and is a predicted model, not a curated record. The coding region runs from base 1 to 942 and encodes 313 amino acids.
AUGAUUCUCAUUCACUUACUUCAUUGUAACAAUGGAUCAAUCACAACAUCAACAACAACGACAACAACAAAACAAUCAACAAAACAACCAACAACAACAACAACAAAACAACCAACAAAUACAACAAUGCAUACUACAAUGCAAUCAAAGAUGUUAACUGGGCAUAGACACGUAUUGUUUCUAUUUCAAGAGGAUAGUUUCCCUCCAGCCUAUGUCCCUAUCUUUUUCCAAGACCCCAGACUCAGCUACCUCUAUAUUUUAGAGUUGGUCCAACUCUUGAAAUAUUAUCCAGAAACCUUUAGCAAACUUGCCGACCGUGGUGCAAUUGUUUCACAAAAAAUCGUUGUACAACUUGAUUACUCGACAAGUGGAGAGCAUUACAUCAAUACAUUCAGUCGAUGGAUUGCCCCAAGAAACGAUUGGAAAUUAUCGAUCAAUGUUUGGAGCGAUCUUGCUCUACAUUUUGGUCAACAACAACAACAACAGCAAUGUAAAAGCGACAAUUUCGAUAUUAUAAAGACAAAGAUAAAACAAUGCAAAUCACAUAUGCCACCACUCACAACAAAUAUAGUGUCAUUUAAAAGAAAGGAAAAACAAUUACACGAUAUUGGUAUACUCUAUAUGGAUUUGUUUGGGCAUCUAUUGGAUAAAAAACAAUACAAAUUGUUGGAUUUGGUCAUCAUCCAAGAUCCAAACGCUUUAAUUACCAUUAAACACUCUAUCGAAACAAGAUAUUCAAAAAAAAUGAUAUCUACUCAAACUUCAUUUAAUAUAUUAGAGUAUUAUAAAAAUGUUUUAACUCUUGACUUUAAUAGUCGAAAUAAUAAUCAAAGUCAACAACAACAACAACAUCAAAAAGACAAGAUGGAACAAAUAUUUGAAAUACCACAAAUAACCAAAAAUACAAUUAAUAAUAUAUCUUUACAUUUUGAUCAAUUCUAA